GGCUAGAAAGACUGAGAGAGAGAGAGAGAGAGAGAGAGAGAGAGAGAGAGAGAACUGAUGUACAGCUGAGAAAGGUUUCUGUCCUUAAGUGGUCCAGGUCAGCAGUUGAAUAUGGUGCAGACCACAGAAAGGAGGCAAGAGCUGCCCAGUGCCUGAUUCUGGAGAAGCAGGAGCAGAGCCCAAUGGGAGGCCGAGGCCACGCCACCACCUCCGCCCUGGUGGGCUUCAUCCAGCUUUCUGGGGCAAGAUGUGAAGAGAAUUGUGCCAAUCCUGAACAUUGCCUAACCACAGACUGGGUACAUCUCUGGUAUAUAUGGUUGCUGGUGGUCAUCGGGGGGUUGCUGCUUCUGUGUGGCCUGACUUCGGCGUGCUUCCGCUGCUGCUGUUUGAGUCGCCAGCAAAAUGGGGAAGACGGGGGCCCGCCCCCCUACGAAGUGACAGUCAUCGCUUUUGAUCAUGACAGCACCCUCCAGAGUACCAUCACGUCCUUGCAAUCAGUGUUUGGGCCUGCUGCGAGAAGAAUCCUGGCUGUGGCUCAUUCCCACAGUUCCCUGGGCCAAGUGCCUUCCUCUUUGGAUACCCUCCCCGGCUAUGAAGAAGCACUUCAUAUGAGUCGCUUUACCGUAGCACGGUGUGGGCAGAAAGCACCUGAUCUACCCCCUGUACCCGAAGAAAGACAGCUGACUCCCAGGGAGAAGGAGUCUCCUCGAAGAGAGCGCUCUCCUAAUUGACGGAAACUUUGCUUUGCUUAAGAACGGGAGGAUCUCAAGCGUGCCGAGGUGCAUAGACUUAUGGGACAUUUCCUCCUCUCAAAGAUUAAGGGAGCCAUCCAAACAGGAUUCUGUGAAAAAGAUGAGUGAUUGCUCUUGGUUCUCAGCCAAUUUCCCAUGCUUGAUCUAGUGGCCGGAAUUGGCAACUGACCUUUAGCCAUGCCAAUUACCACAAAACCAGGAAAGCACCAAAAGUGUUUCAAAAACCUUCCUGGAUUCAGAAUAUAGAGAGGAUCUUUAAUUAUAUGAUACUGCAAGUUGGCUUUCUCUCUGCCGACUGGGAGUGGUACACAUCAGGAGAAUGGGCACAGGGCAGGUCCAACCCAAUCCUGAUGCAUCAACACCCUGCUUCUGAAGAGAACGGCCAGUUUCCACUGAAGAGAACCAUCGUCUUGGACAGCUUCAUAGCCAAGUGGCUGUCCAGAAUCCAGGGGUAGGGGGACCAGUCUGGGCUGAGGGAACGCCUGACAGAACCGACACAAGGAAAACCAAGGUUUGCAGGCCCACUCACCAGGAUUAUAAAAAAACUGCACAGAAUCUAAUAAGCAUUCCAUUAGUUCUCCAUUUCGCUUCUGAAAACGUGUGCGGACACACACACAAACACGCAUGCCGUUCUUUCUAAGGUAAUUUUGUGAUACCUAGGAGUAGCAUUGCUUUGCCUUUCUCGCCAUUCCCACAUUGACUGCUUCAAGCCUCAAAGUGUGUAUCCAGGAGCUGAGGACAUUAGUCUCUGGUUUGGGCCCUCUCCGCCACCUACUGGACAAUUGUGGUAAUUCUCUUCUCCCUUUAGGGCCUCUCAGCUUUUGUAAGCUUGAAGGGGCAUCUUUCCCUAGCAUCAGGCUGCUUACUGUGUAAUGAAAACCUGUCCACAAAAAAUGCUAUCCUACUUAAAGUGAUGCUGCUGGGAAUCCGAGGAAUUGUGUAUUGGGGGGAAAUAUUCAUCAGUGAUCUUGAAGCAGCACUUGCAUCUUUAAAACUAAUUUUCAGUUCUGAAAAAUAGGGGGUACUGCCUGUAGAAGGGGAAGGUGACAUGGGGUGGCAUCUGGCUAUCAUCUUUUUUUUUUAACUCUCUUGUGACACCAAAUAUCUCUCCCAUGGUACUCUGCUUCUGUGACUGGGAUUGUUAAUACAUUGUAAAGGCCACACAGAAUUUAGAGACCAAGUUCACGAUUAUGGGGUUUCUUAGGGAAGUUUCUUAGGGACAAUCCAGCUAUUCAGUCAAGACAGUCUCUUCUCUGCCAUGACACAGGCAGGCCCUCAGCCAUUUGCCCUGGCCUCUGCCCUACAUGGGCUGCAUGGGCAAUGGUAAGCUCUUCUAAGGCUGCCAGCGAAUGCCCAAAAGGGAGGUCACACCACCGUAAACCUCAGCCUAAAGGUACCCAGCUCCUCCAGUUAACUGUCCAGAAGUACCCCCUCCACAAACAAGUCUCUUGUUCCAAAGUUCAACUGUUUUUCCCCUGUGGGCUGGCAAGGCCACCGUUGUCUCGUACUCUGGCUUCAGGUUCUAGUGCUACUGCUCCUCUGGGGUCAAAGCUGUGUCCUGGGUAAAGGAGUUUCAGUGGCCAGGUAUCUCCUGGUUCUUCACUCUUGCUGGUAACAAAAUCAGCUUCUGAGGUGGCUGAUUUUAUACACAGCAGGAAGGCUGUCGCCAUUAACCUUAUUAACAAUCACUCACAGUUGAAUCAUAUAAUAUAAUCAGUACGUUUCCCCAUCUUCUUCCCAGACCCAUCAGUAAAACGAAGAUCAUUUGUCAGAGUAACAAAGACUGUGGCUCAAAGACCUCUAUUUAAAAACUCACUGUAGUGCAAUGCCUCUCAGGAGUGUUGUAAGGUUCAAAUGACCUAACCAUAUGUUACAUGAUUUAUAAAAUCUUAUGUAAUUUUUUUGCUAUUAUUCUUAUUAUUGACAUCAAAUCUGAAUCUGUCUACUGUGAUUCUACUCAAUAUUGUUUUCUGAUUCAUCCCUUUGUCUGCUUGCUACACUAUUCCUAAACUGUACUGAGGUGGCUUUGUUGUAUCAAUAAAUAUUUGUGCUCGAAGUAAUAACCAGA
This is a messenger RNA of Echinops telfairi (small Madagascar hedgehog), 2820 nucleotides long. RefSeq names its product transmembrane protein 52B (gene TMEM52B). The coding region runs from base 183 to 731 and encodes 182 amino acids. The record is from RefSeq and is a predicted model, not a curated record. Lineage: Eukaryota; Metazoa; Chordata; Mammalia; Afrosoricida; Tenrecidae. The transcript is spliced from 6 exons.